UUUACCGGCAAAAAUAAGCUUUUGAACAAGUAUUUUAAAACAUCUGAAUUUCCUGAUUGAACAACUUGGAACCACACCUCAAAAACGGAGAGAAACAGCAUACGUGCGGUCGGUGCUAUACGUUGGUGUUUGAAAAGGCAUCAAACGGAUACUUUUGCUGCUGGCUAUCCAAAUUGUUUGGGCACAUUUAAGAACGGAGAUUAAACCCAACGGACUUUAAUCUGACUGGAUACCCGGAGAAGGAUUAAGACACCGGGAGGCUUGAGAGAAUCAGGACCUGAUAUUUGCAGGUGCUGGGUUUAGGGCUUGACCAACUUUGGCUAUCUGAUGCAAGGGAUCUGGAUGCACCAGGACUAUCCCAAGAUUGAGGGUCACAGGGGAUACCUGUCUUCACCAGCCUGCAAGGCGGCGACAGAGAGCAGGGCGCUGAACCGGCGGAGCCCAGGAAUGAGCGAGUUCUGGCACAAGAUGGGCUGCUGCGUGGUGGCCAAACCCCCACCGAAGAAGAGGAGGAGGAAGAUUGACCGCAGCAUGAUCGGAGAGCCCACAAACUUUAUGCACCUCACACACAUUGGCUCUGGGGAGAUGGCAGAAGGUUUGCCGCCGUCAGGGUCAGUCCAGGAACAGAUGAGGUCCAAAGGACCCAGCACCAAUGGCAGAAGCAGCCUCUUAUAGCCAACAUAUGGACCAAUCCAGAGACUCGAUGUGAGUUCCUCAUUUCCCCCUUCCUCGGACCCAGCCUCAAGCCAACCUGCAUGGACCAACUCUGCAUAUUGCACUUAGGCCCACAAUGACCACCGCAAAUGGCAGAAUAAAAAAACAAAGAUCUAAAACAAUGACUUUAUUUCCCAGAAUCCUUUUCAGCCCCCAUCACCAGUUUCAAAUGGGACAUGACUCCUGCCAUGAAGAGGGGAAAGUACCCUGGAUUCUCACUCAGCACUGGGGACUGGACGGGAUUAUUUGUGGGCUUUUAGGUUGCUUUGAUAAAACAUAGGAGGUAUCAGCUACAGGCGGAUACGGAUUUUCCCAUUUUUGUCUCGGUCUCAAGCAAGGGAACAUUCCGAACAUUUCAUAAUUCUCGAACAAGACCGUCUCACAAGUGUGAUACUGAUCUUGCAAUAACGCAAACAAACAGGUCUUCUUUAUUCUUGACUCGGAAGUGGUGCGUUUGCCCUUUUAAAGUGUUGUGCCUUUAAAGAUUAUAAUGCCUUAUAAGUAGUGCAUGGUGGAAAUUGAGCCCAUCUGUUUCCUGACAAGCACGCAUUUUUCAUAUGUAUUGCUAAAGUGCAGUGGCCAAAUUUUAUAUUUUUGGUUUUGGAAGUGAAGUUUCUCAAUUGACAAGCAGGAUGUGGCAUCUACCUUGGCUCCACCCACUACUUGUCUGUAGUAGUUUGAGAUCCAAUCCUAGCAGCACUGUAGACAUCCAGGGGUGGGAGUGGUCACUUGUAGGCCUACAGUGCUAAUGUUUUGGCACUUUGCAUGUUUCACGUGAACAGUUCUUAGACAUCAUCUCACACAUUCCACCAUUAGUCACUGUCUUUCUUACAAACACGCCAAGUUUCUCAGACAACCCCUCGUGUACAUACUUCUACCUUAAGUGUUAUUGCCAAAGUUAUGCCUUUAUAUAUUAGGUGCUUUUUUACUACCAUGCAUGAUUUAAAACCAGCCAAUCUGAACACUGGAUAGCACUGGCAGGUAGCCUAGCCGUUAGGGAGUUGUGGCACUAACCGAAAGGUUGCUGGUUUGAAUACCCGAGCCGACAAGGG
Salvelinus sp. IW2-2015 is the source of this 1766-nucleotide messenger RNA. Its product is annotated as CDC42 small effector protein 1. Gene Ontology annotation, molecular function: small GTPase binding. Lineage: Eukaryota; Metazoa; Chordata; Actinopteri; Salmoniformes; Salmonidae. Gene Ontology annotation, biological process: regulation of Rho protein signal transduction. The record is from RefSeq and is a predicted model, not a curated record. Gene Ontology annotation, cellular component: plasma membrane.